This is a messenger RNA of Leptidea sinapis, 6282 nucleotides long. RefSeq names its product dolichyl-diphosphooligosaccharide--protein glycosyltransferase subunit STT3A (gene Stt3A). NCBI's taxonomy places the organism in Eukaryota, Metazoa, Arthropoda, Insecta, Lepidoptera, Pieridae. Gene Ontology annotation, biological process: post-translational protein modification. The coding region runs from base 148 to 2271 and encodes 707 amino acids. Gene Ontology annotation, cellular component: membrane. Gene Ontology annotation, molecular function: dolichyl-diphosphooligosaccharide-protein glycotransferase activity. The transcript has 13 exons. The record is from RefSeq and is a predicted model, not a curated record.
AUUACACAUGCCUGCGUCGUAUUCUACUACUGCAAUUUAUACAAAAUUCUGAGGUUGCCGGUGAAAUAAUAAUUUUAAUUGUUUUAAUAAAACUCAAAAAGCUUUCAUGUGUUUGUAAUUUAUAACAUAAUUUAAAUUCGGCGCACCAUGACUGCGGACGUACAAAGUAGGGCUAAGAUGUUGCAUCUAUCGUCUGAUAAACAACUCACUUUUAUAAAACUUGCUGUUUUAUCAAUGGCAGCAAUACUAUCAUUUGCUACCAGGUUAUUUUCUGUGUUGAGAUUUGAGAGUGUUAUUCAUGAGUUUGACCCGUAUUUCAACUACAGAACAACAAGAUUUCUUACAGAAGAGGGUUUCUAUAAGUUUCACAAUUGGUUUGAUGAUAGAGCAUGGUAUCCAUUAGGAAGAAUCAUUGGUGGUACUAUCUACCCUGGGCUGAUGGUGACAUCAGCUACCUUGUACCACUUAAUGCAGUUCCUGAACAUUACCAUUGACAUAAGAAAUGUGUGUGUGUUUCUUGCACCAUUCUUCUCAUCUCUAACAACAAUAGUCACAUAUUUGUUGACUAAAGAAUUAAAGAAUGAGGGUGCGGGUCUAGUAGCGGCGGCCAUGAUCGCCAUCGUGCCGGGUUACAUCAGUCGCUCUGUCGCCGGCAGCUACGACAAUGAGGGUAUCGCGAUAUUCUGCAUGCUCCUCACAUAUUACUUCUGGAUCAAGGCUGUCAAUACAGGAACUAUUCUCUGGGCCACAAUGACAGCACUCGCUUAUUUCUACAUGGUAUCGUCAUGGGGUGGCUAUGUGUUCCUCAUCAACCUGAUACCGCUCCACGUGCUGUCAUUGAUGUUGCUCGGCCGGUUCUCUGCCCGCGUGUAUGUUGCCUACAGCACACUGUACUGCGUGGGAACUGUGCUCUCCAUGCAGAUCUCCUUUGUUGGUUUCCAGCCCGUCCAGAGUUCCGAACACAUGCUGGCGCUGGGAACGUUCGGACUGUGUCAGCUGUACGCGUUCACACAGUAUCUCCGCGAGCGCCUGUCGCCGCAGAACUUCGAGCUGCUGUUCAAUGCGCUUCUGACCACGCUGGUGGCAACCCUGGGCACUGCAGUCGUCGUUCUCUCUGUUACUGGUAAAAUAUCGCCAUGGACUGGAAGGUUUUACUCUCUGCUGGAUCCCUCAUACGCCAAGAAUCAUAUCCCUAUUAUUGCGUCGGUGUCAGAGCACCAGCCGACCUCCUGGUCCUCGUUCUACUUUGACCUUCAGGUGCUGGUGUUCCUCUUCCCCGCCGGACUCUACUUUUGCUUCACCAAGCUCACCGAUGCCAAUAUAUUUAUCAUACUCUACGGUGUUCUCAGUAUAUAUUUCGCGGGUGUGAUGGUUCGUUUGAUGUUGGUGCUAGCGCCGGUGAUGUGCAUCCUGUCGGGCAUAGCGGCCUCCAGUCUGCUGAGUCUGCACGUGAAGGACAUCGAGCCCAAGGUUGAGAAACAUGACAAGAAGAAGAAACAUGAAAAUAAUUUGGUGUUUAGGUCCGAGCUGGGCGCCGUGUUCGUGCUGGUGCUGGCCAGCCUGCUGUCGUCGUACGUGCUGCACUGCACCUGGGUCACGUCGGAGGCCUACUCCUCGCCCUCCAUCGUGCUGUCGGCGCGCGGCCACGACGGUGCCCGGAUCAUCUUCGACGACUUCCGCGAGGCCUACACCUGGCUCAAGAUGAACACGCCCGAGGAGUCGAAGGUAAUGUCGUGGUGGGACUACGGGUACCAGAUAACGGCGAUGGCGAACCGCACGGUGAUCGUGGACAACAACACGUGGAACAACACGCACAUAUCGCGCGUGGGGCAGGCCAUGGCGUCGUCCGAGGACAAGGCCUACGAGAUCAUGCGCGAGCUGGAUGUGGACUACGUGCUUGUUAUAUUCGGCGGCCUCGUCGGGUACUCUUCUGAUGACAUAAACAAGUUCCUGUGGAUGGUUCGUAUCGGCGGUAGCACGGAGCGCGGCGCACACAUCCGCGAGGCUGACUACUACACGGCUAGCGGCGAGUUCCGCGUUGACGAACACGGCUCCAGCACACUGCUCAACUCGCUCAUGUACAAGACCAGCUACUACAAGUUCGGCCUCGUGUACACAGAGGGCGGUCGGCCGCCCGGCUACGACCGAGUGCGCGGCGCCGAGAUCGGCAACAAGGACUUCAAUCUGGAAGUGUUAGAGGAGGCUUACACCACCGAGCACUGGCUCGUGAGGAUCUACAAGGUCAAGCCACUGCCCAACCGCGGCGUGUGAGCACACCACAACCAUCGCUAUCGAGAUACACAAAAAAGUAAAAGUUUAUCCAUGCUUUAAAUCCUCUAUUAAAGAUUCUUAAACAGUUAGCUUAUUGCCAACAUUAAAACACCCAAUGUCCCAAUGUUACUACGACUGGCUUUUGUAAUGUUAGCAGUAAACUAACUUUUCUUCAUAUUAUGGCUGUAGAUAAAGUCUUGUAUGCAACUGUUGAUAAUUAGGUAUUAAAACACAACAGUUGCAUAAAUAACUAAUUUUCAACAUUAAAAGAUAUAAUGCUGUCGGUUUUUUUUUAUUAAAUGCUCGCGUUCUAUGUACAUCAACUUUCAACAACCAUAUACUUCAUAACAGAAAUUUACAGACUUGUAGGAAUAUCUUAGGUUUUUUGAAUCAAUUUCAAAAUCAGUUAUAAUUUAUUUUGAAGUUAUGCUAUUACAUACAUACUACAUUCAUUACCAUAAUAUAUCGCAGCGAUUUCAAAUUUUCCAGUUAAACGGAACACCCCAAGAAAUAUUGUCACCAAAAAAAGUUUAGGUUGUCAUUUUUCAUUUCACUGCAACCAAGUGAAAGAAGCAUUUUGGCAAUAUUUUUUAUUAUUUACAUAUUAUUCAAUUUUAUUAAUCCGAUUUAUGAAAUAAAAAUAACUUUUUUGUUUGUUGAAAAUGAUACUGAUGUUAGUUAGUUGCCUUUACAAAAAGUAGCUCCAAAUAAUUGUUACUAACUUGAAAAGAUACAUUGACAGAAUCUUUUGUAAAGCUUUUUAGUUAAAUAAUUGAAAUUGUUCAGUAGCUCCGUUUGAUCUUCAUCAUAGUGAGGUAAACAUUUUGUAUUUAUUCGACCAGCACUUAUCUCAGACUAGUGUUUAACAAUCCUAUUUAUUUCGCGACCCCAUUACAGUUUCAAAAAUUCUAGCGACCCCCUUGCCAGUCUUAUAAUUUAAUUUUGAAAGUCUACCACCUAGAGAUAAUAAUUUAAUACACAAUGUGUCGACGUGUUUUUUUUUUAUGGAAAUAGGAGGACAAACGAGCGUACGUGUUACCUGGUGUUAUGUGAUCACCGCCGCCCACGUUCUCUUGCAACACCAGUGGAAUCACAGGAGCGUUGCCGGCCUUUCAGGAAGGUGUACGCGCUUUUUUUUAUAGGUACCCAUGUCGUAUCGUCCCGGAAACACCACACAAGGAAGUUCGUUCCACAGCUUUGUAGUACGUGGAAUAAAGCUCCUUGAAAACCGCACUGUGGAGGAACGCCACACAUCCAGAUGGUGGGGGAUGGAAUCCUAACUUGUGGCGUGUCAAUCCUAACUUGUGGCGUGUCGUGCGAAGGUGGAAUUCGGCGUCAGGAAUCAGGUGAAACAGCUCUUCGGAAUACUCCCCGUGAUAAAUGCGGUAGAAGACACACAAUGAAGCGACAUCUCUACGCAACGCCAAGUGAUCCAGCCGUUCACAGAGUACUGGGUCCCCGACAAUUCGAGCUGCUCUACGUUGCACGCGGACAAAUGUAUCCAGCUGAUACUGGGGUGCGUCAGACCAGAGAUGACAGCAAUACUCCAUGUGUGGCCGGACCUGCGCUUUGUGCAGCGCUAGAAUGUGGGCCGGCUUGAAGUAUUGCCGUGCUCUAUUUAUGAGGCCCAGUUUCUUCGAGCCCAUUUGCCUUUGCAUCUCACGGGCUUUGGAUUCGAGCAAUAACCAUCGAUAACGACCUAUAUACUGCGCCCAGUGAGGAAGCUAGAAAUCCACUUGUAAAAGCUCUCGGGAAGCCCAAAUGACGGAAGUUUUGAGAGAAGCGCCUUGUGCCAUACACGAUUAAAGGCCUUCGCUAUAUCCAGGCUAACUGCCAGGCCUUUCCCCUUGCUUUCGAUAGCCACCGCCCGUUAGGUAAACCAGAAGAUCACCUGCCGAUCGACCAUGGCGAAAGCCGUACUGUCGGUCGUUGAUCAACUGGUGAUCCUCUAGGUAUACCAAAAGCUGACGGUUAAUUAUGCUCUCCAUGAUUUUGGAGAGCAGGAAGGUAAUGGCUAUAGGUCUGUAGUUUGCCGGAUGCGAACUGUCUCCUUUUUUUGGGAUCGGAUGGGCACGGGCUGACUUCCAUGAGUCAGGAACUACGCCUUUUGUAUACGAGUGCGUAGUCUGUGGUACGUGACCCAAGCCAUUCGGCAUUGUGCCCGUUGAAAUCACCCAAGACUACGAUUUCAGCGGAGGGGAUCUGAUCAAGCACGUCGUAAAUUGCCGCUUGAAUGCAUCCAAUAGCAAUUGAGAUGAUCCGUUUCUUCGUUAGCACUAUGGGACCUGUAGACACACGCAUAGAUACGGACGCGGUACUCAAAAUCUACACGGAGCCAGAGAGUAGACAGGUCCCUACCCUCAAAAUUGCAGAGACGGCGAUAGCCGAUAUCCUCAUUAACGUAACAUACCUACCAUAUACUCGUACAUGGAGUGAAUUCCACUGAUAUUGCAAAAGUCCACUUUACGCGUGGAGCGGGGUGCCGUGGUGAUACUGCCUCGUUUGUGCCGAGGACAUGCGUGGUCCUGUGGCCUCCCCAGAAUACGAUGGGCAGCCCGAGCGAGAAUGCUCGGGGAGGGAUUCUCCGACUCUGGUAGAGCCGGUACCCUCCUGGGGUAAAAUCUCUUGUCACUCUCCCACUUCUAAAAUGUUAUGGCUGAAGAGAGAAGUAAACAAGAAUAUCUACAGCUGGCAAGGGAAGCUCUAAAUUUAGUAGCACCAUUCGCAACUUCAUAUAUGUGUGAACAGACAUUCUCGUUAAUCAUGGGCAAUCUCUCAAAAUUCUCGAUAAUCUGCAAAAAACUUCAAUUAGAAAAUGAUUUGGUUUUGACACUUCAAAAAUAGCACCACGAUUUGACAAAAUUUUUGAAAACUAAGCUAGCCAAACCUUCUCACUAAAAUUGUGUUUUUAUUGUAGUAUACCUUGCCCUUUUCCCCCCUAGGGGUCGCGACCCACAGAUUGAAAAACACUGUCUUAGACAAUAGUUUUGUUUUCAGAUCAUUUUUUGCUUUUGAUUUCGCAUUUAACAGAUAGUCUUAUAAUAUUUUGCCCUAUUUUAGUCUUAUAGAUUUCAUCUUUUCAAUGAACAUUAUUUUAAACCUGUUGCAAUUCCUUUAAGUGGUAGUGUCGGGGUGUGUUUAGUAGUGUCAAUAUAUAGUGCAAGUUUCUCAAUAAUGUCACAAACUGCAUUUAGAUGAUUAUUAAUUACGGGAGAGUUUUAAUGAUAAUAGAAUAAUGAUUGUUAACGAUUGAGAAUUGAGGUUACCUAAAACAUUCUAUUUUAUUUUUACAAUGCUCCAUUUUGUUAUAAUUAAAGUGUGCAAUCUGUCAUUUAUUGUGUAUGUCUGUUUCUAGAAUAGUUUUUUUUUAUAUUUUUGGCUAGAGUUGGUCACAAUUUCAAUAACUUUACUUUAACUAAUAUUGUCUUAAAUGGAGAAUUAGUUAUAAUUUGUAAAACCAUUUUGUACUAUUAUUUAAAUAAUGUAUAUUUUGUACUUAUAAGCUCUCUGACUGGUUUUAAUAAGUUGAAAUGAAAGAAUAGUAGUAAUUACUUCUAAUGUUUCACUUUACAGUGAGUGUUUUAUUAAACUGGGGAUGGGAUGUAAUGGCCUUUAGGCAAAGUCUAUUUAAAAUUAACAACUACGUUUCAUGGAAUUUUUGUUCUUAGCUGGUAAUAUUUGUAAAGUAAUUGAUAUGAAAAUGCCAUGAUAAUUUUUACACUUUUAGGCAAAAAUGCUGUUACAUUGCUAGGUAAUAAAAAACUCACUGUUUGCACGAUUAAAUUAUUAAAAGCAUCUACUUCGAUCGUCCUUGUAGUAUCUAAAGCGCACAAAAAGUUAGGAAUUAGAAGUGUUAAAAUAUUCAAUAAAUUUCUGCAAGUCUUAAUGUUAUUGAGAAUGAGAGUUACAAUAACUUCGAACGAGUUAUAGAUAACUAUAAAAUGGGUUUCAUUGUGUUAAAAUGUUGUAAAAUUCAUUUUAUAUAUUAAAUAAAUAUAAUUAUUUUAUGAA